This is a messenger RNA of Coccidioides immitis RS, 435 nucleotides long. RefSeq lists its product as uncharacterized. The record is from RefSeq and is a predicted model, not a curated record. The transcript is spliced from 3 exons. NCBI's taxonomy places the organism in Eukaryota, Fungi, Ascomycota, Eurotiomycetes, Onygenales, Onygenaceae. The coding region runs from base 1 to 435 and encodes 144 amino acids.
AUGCGCCUAGUUCUCCUUGCUGGUCGUGCGCUAGUGGCCCUAUUUGGACUCCUGCACAUCCCAGGAUCUCUUGAGUACAUCUUCGCAAGCAAAGAAAGAAGGGAAAGAAAAGGAGAGGAAGAGGAGGAGAGACGCGACAGGGGGGCCUUGAGAGCGGGAUGUCGCGCAGAGUUGAAGAGAAGAAGGCAAAGGGAGUGGGUGCUCGCCCAGGAGGAAGAAGAAGAAGAAGAAGAAGAAGAAGAGGAGCAGGAGGAGAGUAGUCGAGCAGCAAGGCGUAAGAAAGUCAGCAGGAUUAUGAUUAGGUUGACAGCGGGAGGGAGGGAGCAGGAAAGGGAGGGCGGGCGAGGCCUUAUAUUUCGGAGCCCGACAAGGGAAUCAAACCUAAACCCGGCCUUUGUUUUCCAGGAGUCAGAAGUGGGUAACGCUGGAGUUUAG